GCCCGCUGUAAGAAGCCGAAAGCUUAUGGGCUGUACAAAAUGAAGCACGGAGAGGGACAAGCACUCAGGACUUGCCAAUAUUUGAACCCCUACUCGUGGAUAAUAAUGCCGAGCAAUACAAACCUUCAUAACUUGUCGUCCAGGAAAAACAAGCUUCUAACCGUUCCUGCAUUGGCUCCGUAAUAUCUCUGUGCCGAAAGCUAUCGACCAGAGCACUGGAGAUAUCUGGGGACCCCACCAAUCCUUUAGAUACAUGCGGGGGUCGGUGCAUCUUCUAUCAUGAGAUCUAGUCUACCACUCGGUUAAGAUGGUGCAGCGGACUAUAAGGGAGUUCUAAGAUGCUGAUCAUUAGAUAAAGAUCUCUCGGACCCUGAAUAUCUUUUGUUCAACCUCCGCCAAGUCUUCAACUAUUGAUGCUGACCCCGUGAUAUACAAACUCUUCCCACUGAGUUCAUAGCCACUCUCGAUCGUCUAGAUUCGACUAAUCUAAGGUCGCUCCGCAACUAUGGCCUCUAUUCACGAAGAACCUGCUGCGGUCGCUCCCGCUCAGCCAAAUGAGAAGGAAAUCGAGGAAUCAAAGGACAACGUAGGCACAGAGCACGACGAAGUCAUGAAGCCCGGCGCGCCACAGAUGCGCUCGAAAGAUGAUGAUCUGGGUAUUUGGGAAACCGUAAAACAGUAUAAGCUCAUCACUGCUGUGGCGAUGGCUGGAGCUUUCGCAGCGAGUUUAGAUGGAUAUCAAAUAAGUCUCAACGGCGGGAUUGUAUCAAACAAAGGGUUCAUUCGACAAUUCGCAAAGCCAGGAACCAAGAUUAUCGACGGGAAAUAUGUCUCUGCAUGGGGUGGUAUUCAAUCCGCUGGUCAAACUAUUGGUCAGAUCUUUCUCCAGUUCGCGACCGACAAGCUCGGUCGCAAACCUGCUCUCCUUAUUCUCUGGGUAUUCCUUGUUGCGAGUAUUUUCGCUGAAUCGUUCGCAACGCACUGGUCCCAUUGGCUCGUCGCCAAACUCUUCUCGGGUGCUGGCGUGGGAAUGCUUCAAGCAACAAUGCCAGUUUAUCUUUCCGAAAUCGCACCUACGCAGUUGAGAGGAUUUCUGAUUAAUGCGUAUACUUUCUGGUUCGUCAUCGGUCAACUCCUCGGUUCAGUAGCUCUCAACAGACUGAAUGCGAAAAAUCCUUUCGACUUCCGUGAUGCGAUUUACACUCAGUGGGCAAUGAUCGGCAUGAUGCUAGCUAUCUUCCUCCUCAUCCCCGAAACACCAUGGUGGCUUGCAGGCAAAGGCAAGCUCGAAAAGGCUGAGAAGAUUCUGCUGAGGUAUAACGGCCAUAUCAAGGAUUAUGAUGUGAAGGAACAUAUCAACGUCAUGACCGCAACAAUCGCAGAAGAGCGCUACACGGCAGAACGCAAUUCCGAAGAAGGAAUUUGGGCUAUCUUCCGUGGCCGAAAUUUAAUUCGCUUUAUCAUAGCUGGCUGGCCGAAGAUCGUUCAGCAAUUCGUGGGGUUGAGUGUCUUCAAUACUUAUGCGACAUAUUUCUUCCAAGCAGCUGGAAACAAAAACCCCUUCCUCGUAACCGUCAUCCUCGGCUGCGUACAAAUCAUGUCCAUGAUCGUCACCUCUACCCUAACCGACUCCAUCGGUCGUCGUCCACUUACCGUCUAUCCCUAUGCAGUCACUGUAGCCUCAGUCCUCUCCCUUGGUAUUGUCGGCUGUUUUGAUUACACGAAACAAGCGACGAGCUCUCUAUUGGUCUUCUUCGCCUGCCUCGCCACAUUCUCCACCACCGGCGCCAGCGCAAUCGGCUACGCCUACGCCGCCGAAAUCCCCACCCAACGCCUUCGCGCUCAAACAGCUGGCUGGGCUCUUGCAUCCUCAAAUAUGAUUGCUAUCAUGUUUAGCUUCUGCACUCCAUUGAUGAUUAAUGGGACUGCGCAUUGGGGUGUUAAGACGGGUUUCUUCUUCGCAGCAACAGGUUUCAUAGCAGUGAUCAUCGCAUGGUUCCUCCUCCCUGAAGUUGCACGCCGAACACCAGCUGAAAUCGACGAGAUGUUCGAGAAGAAGAUCAACCUCCGCAAGUUCAAAGGCUACGUCACAGAUGUGCAGACACACAUGGCGGAUGCAAAUGCAAAUACAAAUGCAUAGGCGAUUAGGUCAUUCGUUCACGGAAGACCAGCAGCGUGGGAGUCUCAAAGCAGUGGAACUCCAACGUAAAGACUCUGUAAGCAUUUAAUAGACGAUCUAUCCGUACUGAUGUGUAUGGAAUUGAGUCGACUACAAUAGCCAAUUCACCAAAUUUCAAUCUCAAAGUGGAAAACCCAAAGAAUGAGAACCUGCAAUAUACCGUCCUUGCCUAC
Messenger RNA from Cadophora gregata, 2352 nucleotides. RefSeq lists its product as uncharacterized. Gene Ontology annotation, cellular component: membrane. Gene Ontology annotation, molecular function: carbohydrate:proton symporter activity. Lineage: Eukaryota; Fungi; Ascomycota; Leotiomycetes; Helotiales; Ploettnerulaceae. Gene Ontology annotation, biological process: carbohydrate transport; transmembrane transport. The record is from RefSeq and is a predicted model, not a curated record. Bases 506 to 2140 code for a protein of 544 amino acids. The transcript has 11 exons.